AUGGCAGAUCCUCCCGAAUUUUCAUCGGAGGAAGCGACGCAGCAGCUGAUCUACCUCGAUGAUUGGGAGAAAUCUCAUGACAAGGACAAUGAGAACGUGCCACAGCAAGUCGCCGAGUUGCGCAUCGCUCGACCCCAUCUCGAAGCUGUAUCUCUAGGCUCUACGGAAUGGGACGGAGACAAAGUUAGUCGCCUGAUCAAUCAGCACUUGCUGGUGAACAUGCAACUACCCAUCAUGGCGGAGAAUGCCACGAAUGAUCAAGCUUUACACAACGAAGAAGACUCUCUAGAUACCACUGCUGCUACUGUCGCUGACGCUGUUACGCGCAGUCCCACUGCAGAGUCCUCGCCUAAAGUGGAUGGCGCUUCUACCGAAUCUGUGGUCAAAGGAGCGAAACUCGACUUUGGAGAUCGCAUUGAGAAGAUUUCCAAAAUCAAGUUGGCUAAGCACACUGCCAAAGCAUGGUCGUUCCUCCAAAGCGGUCGACAAUCCACCCCGUCCGUACCUUGCCGUAGUCAUGACGACGAAGAUCUUAUCUCGUUCGAAGAUGAUCCUGUGGCUGGACCCUUCGAUGGUGAUGAAAUCAAGGGCGAACUCAACGACAUCAACCACAUCACGAUGCUGAAAGUCGAAGAUGAUCAUGUUGAAGUUACACAGAUCCCAGAAGAGAUUAGGGCUGCCAACUGUUUCACCUGUGGCCUCUCUUCCGCCGAAUCACUGAUCAUGUGCCCUUGUGGUCACAGGUACUGUGCUGAGUGUCUUUGCAACAUGGUCAAGUCUUCUAUUCGAGAUGAAGUUCCAUUCCCACCUGUCUGUUGCAAAAGGCUUGUUCCCAUUGAUGUGAACGCGGCAUUCUUUGACAAAGACACUCUGUGCGAUUUCUUCGCCAGGAAGUUUGGGAUCACAUACUUGACCGCGGAUGGUUCUCCCAAGAAGCGAAAGUAUGAAGCUCUCAUGACACCAUCUCUGGAAACGAUUUCACCCCAAGUUCACGCCAUGAACUUAGGUACACCAAAGAACGAAGGGCUUUGCUAUCUCUGCAAGCGUGUCAAUGAGAAAGACUCUUUUUGCCCUGAUUGCUGCUACCGUUGCAAUCGCAACCGCACUUUAUGCAACUGCGCCUGGUGGGUAGAUCGACAAAAGAGAAUCAGAGCAGAAAAGAAUGUGAAUGGCAACGCAUUCGAUCCGGACGUUCCCGUAUUCCGUCCGACAAACAACAGCCAUGAACCCAGGAAGAUGCCAUUGAACGGUGUCUUCAAUCGCAGUCGAGACUCAACUCCUCUUGAACUAGUCAGGCCAGUACUGUGA
Messenger RNA from Fusarium poae, 1308 nucleotides. RefSeq lists its product as uncharacterized. Bases 1 to 1308 code for a protein of 435 amino acids. Lineage: Eukaryota; Fungi; Ascomycota; Sordariomycetes; Hypocreales; Nectriaceae. The transcript is spliced from 6 exons. The record is from RefSeq and is a predicted model, not a curated record.